UGACUUUGUGACCUCAUUAAACUAUUUACGUAAACAAUGAUUAUAAUGGUAACGUGUUUAGUGAUAAUUGUGCUCCUAUAUUUAUCAAUCACAAGAAAGCAUAACUACUGGAAAGUAAGAGGAGUAAAAUAUGAAGAGCCGGCGCCUGUAUUCGGCAGCAUAUGGCGAGUUUUUAGACAAAAUAUCAGCUUGUCGGAGUAUCUCGCAGAAUUGUACCAGAAAUAUCCGAAAGAAAAGUUCGUCGGGUACUUUGGUGGCAGAGCUAUCUCCCUCCUUGUGAGGGAUCCUGAGCUUGUGAAACAUGUUUUAGUGACCGAUUUCCAGUAUUUUUAUCCGAGAGGAUUGAAUACUCAUAAGAUAGUGAUAGAGCCGAUGAUGAAGAAUCUUUUCUUUGCGGAUGGGGAUCUGUGGAAGCUGCUGCGGCAGAGGAUGACGCCCGCCUUCACGUCCGGCAAGCUGAAGGCGAUGUUCCCUCUGAUCGUGGAGAGGACCGAGCGGCUGCAGCGCACCGCCGCCGCCGCCGCGGAGCGCGGUGCGGAGGUGGACGUGCGCGACCUCAUGGCGCGCUACACCACCGACUUUAUCGGCGCCUGCGGCUUCGGCAUCGACUCCGACUCCAUCACCGACGACACAUCCCCGUUCAGAGAUCUGGGAAAGCGUAUUUUUACCCCAACCCUAAAAGGGGCUAUCUGUUCGUUUCUAAAGUGGACUUUCCCAGAAACAUUCAAACAUUUGCACGUCACAGCCUCUGAUGUCACGAGAGAUACGAUUGAUUUGGUGAGAAGCAUCAUGCAGGAGAGAAAUUACAAGCCGGUUGGGAGAAACGACUUUAUAGAUUUGCUUUUCGAGUUGAAAGCGAAGGGAGUUAUGGUCGGCGAGUCGCUGGAGAAGAGGAAUCCUGACGGGACGCCGCAGACGGUGGAGCUGGAGUUGGACGAGCUGCUGAUGGCGGCGCAAGUGUUCGUGUUCUUCGCGGCGGGGUUCGAGACGUCCUCGUCGGCGACCAGCUACACGCUGCACCAGCUCGCCCUGCACCCUGACCAGCAGGCCAAGUGCCAGCAGGAGAUCGACGAAGUGCUCGCACGACAUGACGGGAAAUUAUGCUACGAUGCUGUCAAAGAAAUGAAGUAUCUGCACAUGUGUUUUAAGGAAGGUAUGCGAAUGUUCCCGUCCCUCGGCUUCCUCAUCCGACAAUGUGUGAGGCCGUACACAUUCCCAGGGACCGACGUGACCGUCGACGGCGGCGUGUACGUGCUGGUCUCCGUGCAGGGCCUGCACAACGACGAGCAGUACUUCAAGGAGCCAGGCCAGUUCCGGCCGGAGCGGUUCGGCGAAGGGGCGCCCUCUAUACCUAACCACGUGUAUCUGCCGUUUGGAGAAGGACCGCGAGCGUGUAUAGGUGAGCGCCUGGGUCUGAUGCAGUCGCUGGCGGGGCUGGCGGCGCUGCUGCGCCGGUGCGCGGUGGCGCGCUCUGCCGGCACCCGCGCGCCCCGCGUCGACGCCGCCUCCUUCAUCGUGCAGAACAUAGAUGGCGGGCUACCGCUCUCGUUGAUACCGAGGAAAUAGACUCAAUGACUUAUUUAUUA
This is a messenger RNA of Cydia splendana, 1586 nucleotides long. Its product is annotated as cytochrome P450 6B2-like. Bases 37 to 1566 code for a protein of 509 amino acids. Lineage: Eukaryota; Metazoa; Arthropoda; Insecta; Lepidoptera; Tortricidae. The record is from RefSeq and is a predicted model, not a curated record. The transcript is spliced from 3 exons. Gene Ontology annotation, molecular function: monooxygenase activity; heme binding; oxidoreductase activity, acting on paired donors, with incorporation or reduction of molecular oxygen.